Molecule: messenger RNA, 1755 nt
Organism: Striga asiatica
Lineage: Eukaryota; Viridiplantae; Streptophyta; Magnoliopsida; Lamiales; Orobanchaceae
Source: the annotation of a GenBank genome assembly
AUGGACGGUACAUUUAAUCAGACGGCUCCUCUGGUUCGCUUAAUUCCAAGCAGCCACUGUUUCAGUUUUGAUCUUAAGUCGGCCACUGAUCGUUGGUCGCUUCUGUAUCUUUUUGAAAUAGUAGCCCUAUUGUUUGACCGGUCAUUUGCCUCGUCUGUUGUUAACAGUUAUUACGGCUCUUGGCCACUGUUUGCCUUCUCGCACCACUUGUUGGUGUGGUGGUCGGCAGAACAAGUUAGGCCUGGGGUUAGGUUCACAGGAUACGCUGUACUGGCUGAGUUCGCAAAGCGCUUCCUUGUUAAGGAUAUGCGGACUCAAUUACAUCGACCCUCACUGCGGUAUUCACUCUUGAAAUACAGGUACACUUCGCUUCGCUUCGUUCGUUGGGUAGAAAAGUAUGAGACUCUCCCUCGGCAGUCCCAAGGUUCCGGGUUCAAGCCUAAGACGUUCACUCCUAACUAUAAAUCAGCUGCUGCAGGGUCAUCAUCAAAGCCCAGUUCUGCGAGUCCCAAGGUUGACAUUGCCGCCAUCGAGGAGGCAACCUCUGGUAAAGAAAAGAGAAAACGGGGUGCCGUGAACCCGUGGUCAAUUCCACUGUCCAAGAUAUUUUCGAAGUGCCGAAGAGUCGGGCUUCUUGAUUCUGUUAAACCGGUUGUUCCACCUGCUCCUGAAUACAAGAAAAAUUUCUGCUCCUACUAUGUCUUGGGGGGACAUACUACCGAUGAAUGCGGAGGUCUGAUCCGUGAGAUUAAGCAGCUUAUCAAGGAUGAUCGGUUCGGGAAUCAAGUGAAUAUGGUGCAGUCGGGUUUGCCCGAGAACUUUGUAUUAGACCAAAUCUGUGGGGCUAAUGAGACUGUGAAGGUGGGAGCGGUGUCUGCUUCAGCUAAUAAGGUUCAGAAAAUCCGAUUUCCAGACAUUGAGUCGGAAGAUGAGGAGAUUCAGUUUGUGCCCAAGGCAGUCUCUGAGCAGGCAGUAAAAAACAAGGCAACUCGGAUCAGUUUAACCGAUUGUGAUUCUGAGGAAGAGGGCUUUAUCAAUUUUCAUGAACAACCUAAGUGGCCAGUGGUGUCGAAGAUUGCCGGCACUUUUCUCAGCACAGCCGAUGGACAAGUCAAUAACCUAACCCGCAGUGGUAGGCUCGAUAUAAUUGACCUCAACGAACGAAGCGAAGCGAAUCAGUCUGUGCAGAAUCAGUCAAGUGGUAAAGCGGUUCAGGGACAACAGCCGGGGCAGCCGGCCAGAUCUUCAGCGCAAGUUUCAGUUCCAUCAGCUCCUGUAGCAGCUCAGUUGCCCUCUCCUGUCAAGGUGGAUGAUCCUGUUGUUGAUCAGUUAAAGAAAACCCCUGCUCGGGUUAGUAUAUGGCAGUUAUUGAUGGAGUCUGCGCCCGUCACCGGGGUGACUGCGGAUGAGGUAGUGGAUCCAGCUCAGAAAACGCCGGUGAUAACAUUUUCUGAUGCUGACCUGCCGCCCGGCACAACAAAGCUCUCUUUGAACAUAUGUCCGUUGAAGAUUCUGCCCUAUUUAAGUCUGACUGAAGAUAUGCUGCAAAAGUCUGCUACUGUCAUCCGUGCUUAUGACGACAGUAAGCGAUCUGUUUUGGGAACCUUUGAAACGGAUGUGGAGGUUCAAGGAAUCAAAUCCAAGGUCAUGUUCACUGUCAUUGACAUCCCACGGUUGGUGCGAAGCGAGAGGGAGCGAGAUCAACGGGAGAGGGUCGACUUGAGUCGACUGUACAAACUUUUCGAAGCGAAGUGA